This is a messenger RNA of Clunio marinus, 192 nucleotides long. NCBI's taxonomy places the organism in Eukaryota, Metazoa, Arthropoda, Insecta, Diptera, Chironomidae. The record is from the annotation of a GenBank genome assembly.
AUGGUUGAAAGUUUAAUGUAUGCAUUGCAAAGAUUGUCCUUUUUGUCGUUGUCCCAAACACAUACUUUUCAAAGUGCGAUGCAACUUUUCAUUGGCCUUCUGGAUAAAGUAAUGUUGAGGCCUUCUUAUGGGACUUCCAUUGUUGGAAGAAGAGAAGAGUGUGAAGGUUGGGACUUAAUGGCUAAGAGUUAA